This is a messenger RNA of Osmerus eperlanus (European smelt), 1595 nucleotides long. RefSeq names its product DEAD (Asp-Glu-Ala-Asp) box polypeptide 39Ab (gene ddx39ab). Lineage: Eukaryota; Metazoa; Chordata; Actinopteri; Osmeriformes; Osmeridae. Gene Ontology annotation, molecular function: RNA binding; ATP binding; RNA helicase activity. The record is from RefSeq and is a predicted model, not a curated record. The transcript has 11 exons. Gene Ontology annotation, biological process: mRNA export from nucleus; mRNA splicing, via spliceosome. The coding region runs from base 109 to 1392 and encodes 427 amino acids.
UACGAGAGGCGGUAGUUCCGCAUAAUCGUAUAAACUGCUGCGGCCUCCCCAUGUGGCUUUCAAUACACAGCGCUACGGAGGGCGAUACGGAACCACACGACAGACAGAAUGGCAGAAACCGAUGUUGACAACGAGCUGUUGGACUACGAGGAGGACGAGGAGCCGCAGGUCGCAUCGGAGAGCGCCGUUCCCGCGGGCAAGAAGGAGGUGAAGGGCUCGUACGUGUCCAUCCACAGCUCCGGGUUCAGAGAUUUCCUGCUUAAACCGGAGCUGCUCCGCGCCAUCGUGGACUGUGGAUUCGAACAUCCAUCCGAAGUGCAGCACGAGUGCAUCCCCCAGGCCAUCCUGGGCAUGGACAUCCUGUGCCAGGCCAAGUCAGGCAUGGGGAAGACGGCCGUGUUCGUGCUUGCCACGCUGCAGCAGAUUGAGCCUGUCGACGGCCAGGUGUCUGUCCUGGUCAUGUGCCAUACACGCGAGCUGGCCUUCCAGAUCAGUAAGGAGUACGAGCGCUUCUCCAAGUACAUGCCCACCGUCAAGGCGGCCGUGUUCUUCGGGGGCAUGGCCAUCAAGAAGGACGAGGAGGUGCUGAAGAAGAGCUGCCCUCACAUCGUGGUGGGCACGCCCGGACGCAUCCUGGCCCUCAGCCGCAACAAGACCCUCAGCCUGAAGAACGCCAAGCACUUCGUCCUGGACGAGUGUGACAAGAUGCUGGAGGCUCUGGACAUGCGUCGUGAUGUGCAGGACAUCUUCAGGCUGACCCCUCAUGAGAAGCAGUGCAUGAUGUUCAGCGCCACGCUCAGCAAGGACAUCCGGCCUGUCUGCAGGAAGUUCAUGCAGGACCCCAUGGAGGUGUUUGUGGACGAUGAGACCAAGCUCACCCUGCAUGGCCUGCAGCAGUACUACUGCAAGCUGAAGGACAGCGAGAAGAACCGCAAGCUGUUUGAUCUGUUGGACGUGCUGGAGUUCAACCAGGUGGUGAUCUUCGUUAAGUCUGUGCAGCGCUGCGUGGCUCUGUCUCAGUUGCUGGUGGAGCAGAACUUCCCUGCCAUCGCCAUCCACCGGGGCAUGAACCAGGAGGAGAGGUUGUCACGGUACCAGCAGUUUAAGGACUUCCAGAGGAGGAUACUGGUGGCCACUAACCUGUUUGGCCGUGGCAUGGACAUAGAGAGGGUCAACAUCGUCUUCAACUACGACAUGCCUGAGGACUCAGACACAUACCUACACAGGGUGGCACGUGCGGGCCGGUUUGGGACCAAGGGUCUGGCGGUCACCUUCGUGUCGGACGAGACGGACGCCAAGACGCUGAACGACGUGCAGGACCGCUUCGAGGUCAACGUGGCUGAGCUGCCCGAGGAGAUCGACAUCUCCACCUACAUCGAGCAGUCCAGAUGAGUCCUCCAGCCCAGAGGAAGUUUUCUUCCCGUUCUGCCUCCAUGUCUGGGCGUUACCCCUCCGUCACUGUUAAAGCUCCCCUUCUCCCCUCUUCUGUCUACCCACACCUUUUAUUUGACCUCAAUGUGAAGACGGGGCUUUUUACUGUUUUUGUUUAUUAGUUGUUGUUUUUUUGGUCAAUGAUAUUAAAACAAACUUUUUUU